Microcebus murinus (gray mouse lemur) is the source of this 1347-nucleotide messenger RNA. RefSeq names its product solute carrier family 25 member 4 (gene SLC25A4). Gene Ontology annotation, molecular function: ATP:ADP antiporter activity. Gene Ontology annotation, cellular component: mitochondrial inner membrane. Gene Ontology annotation, biological process: mitochondrial ATP transmembrane transport; mitochondrial ADP transmembrane transport; negative regulation of mitochondrial outer membrane permeabilization involved in apoptotic signaling pathway. The record is from RefSeq and is a predicted model, not a curated record. NCBI's taxonomy places the organism in Eukaryota, Metazoa, Chordata, Mammalia, Primates, Cheirogaleidae.
ACGCCGCGCGGGGCAUAUAAGGAGGGCUGCGGGCGAGGGGAGCGGCCCCUCCGCAUCGCGCAGGGACGGGCACGGGCACGGGGCGCGAGCGCGGCGCGGUGCAGGCUCUGUGCGUGCGGCUGUCACCAUGGGCGAUCAAGCUUUGAGCUUCCUGAAGGACUUCCUGGCAGGUGGCAUCGCCGCUGCCGUCUCCAAGACCGCGGUCGCCCCCAUCGAGAGGGUCAAACUGCUGCUGCAGGUCCAGCAUGCCAGCAAACAGAUCAGUGCUGAGAAGCAGUACAAAGGGAUCAUUGAUUGCGUGGUGAGAAUCCCCAAGGAGCAGGGCUUUCUCUCCUUCUGGAGGGGUAACCUGGCCAACGUGAUCCGUUACUUCCCCACCCAAGCUCUCAACUUCGCCUUCAAGGACAAGUACAAGCAGAUCUUCCUGGGGGGCGUCGAUCGGCAUAAGCAGUUCUGGCGCUACUUUGCUGGUAACCUGGCUUCCGGUGGGGCCGCCGGGGCCACCUCCCUUUGCUUUGUCUACCCGCUGGACUUUGCUAGGACCAGGUUGGCUGCCGACGUGGGCAAGGGCGCCGCCCAGCGUGAGUUCUCUGGCCUGGGCAACUGUAUCACCAAGAUCUUCAAGUCCGAUGGCCUCAAGGGUCUCUACCAGGGCUUCAACGUCUCUGUCCAGGGCAUCAUUAUCUACAGAGCUGCUUACUUCGGCGUCUAUGAUACUGCCAAAGGGAUGCUGCCUGACCCCAAGAAUGUGCACAUUUUUGUGAGCUGGAUGAUUGCCCAGAGCGUGACGGCCGUUGCUGGGCUGGUGUCCUACCCUUUUGACACUGUUCGUCGUAGGAUGAUGAUGCAGUCUGGUCGGAAAGGGGCUGAUAUCAUGUACACGGGGACAAUCGACUGCUGGAGGAAGAUUGCGAAAGAUGAAGGAGCCAAGGCCUUCUUCAAGGGUGCCUGGUCCAAUGUGUUGAGAGGCAUGGGUGGUGCUUUUGUAUUGGUAUUGUAUGACGAGAUCAAAAAAUACGUUUAAUUGCAAUUAAAACGCAAGUUCACUGGUGUGCAGUGAACUUGAUCCAUAAAUUCACAGAUCCAUUGUGUGGUUUAAUCGACUAUUCCUAGGGGAAGUAAAAAGACAUCCUAGGAUAGAACCAGACCAAAAGGGAUACCUCAGAAAAAAUGCUUCAUUGAGGGUGUUCAUUAAACCACACAUGUAUUUUGUAUUCAUUUUACAUUUAAAUUCUCACAGCAAAUAGAAAAUAACUUAUCAUACAUGUUCAAUUAACUGAAGAACUGAUAAUGAAGAAAUGACUGAAUUUGAAACACCAAUAAAGACCACUUAUUGCACAUUCUCUA